Pocillopora damicornis (cauliflower coral) is the source of this 1519-nucleotide messenger RNA. Its product is annotated as ADP-ribosylation factor-like protein 8B-A. Gene Ontology annotation, biological process: anterograde axonal transport; protein transport. The record is from RefSeq and is a predicted model, not a curated record. Gene Ontology annotation, molecular function: GTP binding; GTPase activity. Lineage: Eukaryota; Metazoa; Cnidaria; Anthozoa; Scleractinia; Pocilloporidae. Gene Ontology annotation, cellular component: lysosomal membrane.
GUCUGGGAUAUUGGAGGGCAACCUCGCUUUAGGAGCAUGUGGGAACGAUACUGUAGAGGAGUGAACUGCAUCGUGUAUAUGGUUGAUGCUGCAGAUCAUGAAAAGCUAGAAGCUUCAAGAAAUGAACUCCAUGGGCUUUUAGAAAAACCACAAUUAGCAGGCAUUCCAGUCUUAGUUUUGGGAAAUAAAAAGGAUCUUCCCAAUGCGCUAGAUGAGAAAGAACUAGUGGAGAGACUUAACUUGGCAUCAAUUCAAGAUCGAGAAAUCUGUUGCUACUCCAUUUCAUGUAAAGAGAAAGAGAACAUUGAUAUCACUCUGCAGUGGUUAAUCCAACAUUCAAAGUCACGUGGUUGAAGUAAUUGUAGAUUCAUUCAGAUUCCUUGUAAAGAGGACAAAGGCUUGGUGCAUUUGGCAGAAUGAAUGGGAUCAGAGUGGCCAUUUGCAAUCAAAUUUAUAGAACUUAAAGAAAAUACAUGAUGCCCUUUUUCUAUUAAUAAACUAUAGUGAGUGCUUAAAGCCAUCAACGUGUUUUAAAUCCUAUAAUAUGACGUACCCGUAGUUACCUUUCAGCUCCCAGAAGUGAUUAACAUGUAAGUUCUCUCUAUUUUUACGCAUACUUUAUCCUGCAAACAGGUAAUGAGAAGACUCAAACUUAUUAAAUAGAAGUUGUUAUCUUGAUCUAACACCAAAUUCCCAUGACUAAUUUACAAGGUAAAGUGUAGCAGCUAGAGGAGAGAAUUAACAGUCAGAUCUUGGAGUGAAAGGGUUUAUUAGAGAGUCCAACCGCUAUUUUCUGUAUGAACUUUAAAAUAAAAAAAAAAUACUCAUAACCAAUCAUUUUUGUGAAGAGUUGCAUUUGUCUGUCAAGAGUUGUGGGCUGGGUUUUUAAAAAGAACAGACAAUGUGAUCCAUAGCAAUGAGGCAGAGAAAUGUUGAAGGGUUUACCUUGCAACUGUUGAAAGAAAGUGUAAAUUGUAUUAACACCUUAGGGAAAGAGUCAACUAAUUUAUGUGCUUUACUGUGAAUACAUUGUAUGAUUGUUUUCUGUUUUUUUGUUUUGUUUUUUUUUUUGGUUGUUGUUGUCGAUAAUUAAAUCACAACCUUGCCAGUCAGAAUGAAGCUUGAUUACUUUGGGCAAAUUAAUAUUUGUUUUUCUCAAAAUGUGCUCCAGUGAAAGUUGCUGUGGAACAUUGCUUGACUAGUCUAGAAAGUGUUUUCUUCAAAGAUAGUAAAAAUAUUAAAUGAUAACAGUUUGUUUGGUAUCAUUGUACCAUGUUGCAAUCCUCUGAUUUUUGUAAAUUUGGCUUUUUCAUAGACAGGUUGAAUUCAGUUAUUCCAAACGUGAUUUAGUAAGGUCUAAUUUGGUGUUUUUUUUUUUUUUUUACAAUAACUCUUUGAUGACUCAGUGGAUCAAAGUUUCACAACUACAAAACUACUGACGAAGACAGCAUUUCUUCUUACUAUGUUGAUACAAUAUCAAACAGUCAAUUAAUGAGAAUAAAGAAAAAAUAUCAGUAAA